Molecule: messenger RNA, 309 nt
Organism: Lasiosphaeria miniovina
Lineage: Eukaryota; Fungi; Ascomycota; Sordariomycetes; Sordariales; Lasiosphaeriaceae
Exons: 1
Source: RefSeq, a predicted model, not a curated record
CUCAACUUGCUUCCAACAUCGCGGAAUCCUGACUACAAGAGCCCUCAACAGGUAGUAGAAGAGGCCCUGAAUAUGCCUCAGGACCUUCGAAAACCGAACAUCAAGUACCUUCGGUCAUACUACUGCAUCGCAUACUACUACGUUAAACCGGCUUACCGUCAGGCAGCGGAUAAAUUUGCCCCGCGAGCGAGAAAAGAAAGACUCAUAGGCUACGGUGACCUGAGUGGAAGAAUCUACCAAAUCUACGACUCCGAGCUCAAAAAGAUCAUUCGAGCCGGCUCAGUCGGGUUCAACGAAGACCCCACACCU